GGCUGGCCCCCCGCCAUGCUGGGGCACACGGCGGCCGGCGCGGCGGCCAGGCUGCCCCGGGCCGCCGGCCCCGACGAGAACCAGGAGAACGUCCACCCGGACAAGCGCGGCGCCGCCGAGCCCGCCAGGACGCGCACCGUGCUGGGCGUGCUGCGCGCUAAUGUGCGGGGCCCGGGCCCCGGCCUCGGCCCGGCCGCGGCCCUGGCGCCGCAGAAGUCCAAGAGCCGCAGGGUUGGUGUGCCUCUCCGAGACAUUCCCAUCAAUGAUGGGCAGGAUGUGGUCCCACCGUGGAACGCCACCGGCAAACAGCCCACCUUCACGAUUCACGUGGAUGAACCAGAGGGGGAACCAGAGAAGAAACUUCCCGUCCCUAGAAAAGUGGAGUCUGAGGACGAUGUGCUGGGUUUCAAUUCAGCUGUUUCACUGCCAGAGACAAGAAAACCUUUGGUGUCCCUCGAUUAUCCGAUGGAGGGUAGUUUUGAAUCUCCUCUUACUAUGGACAUGUCUGUGGUACUGGAACCGGAAGAAAAGCCACCAAAUGUCAACGAAGUCCCUGACUACCAUGAAGACAUCUACGUGUACCUUAGGGAAAUGGAGGUUAAGUGUAAGCCCAAGGUGGGCUACAUGAAGAAGCAGCCAGACAUAACCAACAGCAUGCGAGCCAUCUUGGUGGACUGGCUGGUGGAGGUGGGGGAGGAGUACAAGCUUCAGAAUGAGACUCUGCAUUUGGCCGUGAACUACAUCGAUAGGUUCCUGUCCUCCAUGUCCGUGCUUCGGGGCAAGCUUCAGCUGGUCGGCACCGCUGCCAUGCUCCUGGCCUCAAAGUUUGAAGAGAUUUACCCCCCAGAAGUGGCCGAGUUCGUGUACAUCACAGAUGAUACGUACACAAAAAAGCAGGUCCUAAGAAUGGAACACCUGGUGCUCAAAGUGCUUGCUUUCGACCUCGCCGCACCGACCAUCAACCAGUUUCUCACUCAGUAUUUCCUGCAUCAGCCUCAGGCCAAUUCCAAAGUGGAAAGUUUAGCAAUGUUUCUGGGAGAGUUAAGUUUGAUUGAUGCUGACCCAUACUUGAAAUACUUGCCAUCAGUUACGGCGGGAGCUGCCUUUCAUAUAGCACUCUACACAAUCACUGGGAAAAGCUGGCCCGAGUCAUUAAUCCAACAAACAGGAUACACCUUGGAAAGUCUUAAACCAUGUCUAAUGGACCUCCAUCAGACCUACCUCAGAGCGCCACAGCAUGCGCAGCAGUCUAUACGAGAAAAAUACAAGACGGCCAAGUACCACGGUGUAUCCCUCAUCAGCCCUCCAGAGACACUAAACUUAUAGUGAGUGGGAGACUAAGAGGUCUAACUCCAACAGGAGCUUUGCUUGCUGGACAGUUUUUAUCGUGGGCCCGGGUGUCUUCACAAAGAAUCACUUCACAGACAAGUUGGGCCAAUUACAGAUUAUGAAGUACCUUCUUUGAUUUUUAUGAUUUUAAAUGUAAAUCUUUUCUACGUGCAAUUGUCCUGCGUAUUUAGCUGCAGAAGUAAGUGGUGUUGUUUAUGCAUAGUGAGUAUUAACCAAGCCCAUACCUUAGGAUAAGAAUGUGGGGACCUGGAUGGGGUCAGAAUCUGGCUCGCUCACCAGUGUCUGAACACAAACAGCACGGUACAGGAGAGCCCAGUAGAAGGAUGAUGCAGGAUACAAAGUUUAGAAUGUUGACGGCCCUCCCUGUCUGUUUUCUUAAGAUUGACGUGGCUCAGGAGAGCAUCAGCCCUGAGCUCAGACGUGCUCUUCCAGGGCAGGGUGACGGGCAGUGUUUCUGGAACAAGUGCUUGGCCUUUUCUACCGGUCCCUGUUGGCGAGCCGUGUGUGUGUGUGUGUGUGUGUGUGUGUGUGUGUGUGUGUGUGCCAUCGAUGCUGCCUGUGCUGCUAAAACAGCUCUUGCCAUGGUGUCAAAUAGAAUGAGAUUUUCAAACAGAAACCAUGUGUAGCCCUUCUUCUUGAUGAUGCAUGCCACUUGUGGACCCCGACUGAGCUGGGCAGAAGGGUGUUUCCCAGGCUGGUCUGUACUGACUGAGAGCCGCCUUCUCUGCAGGCUUGAGGACACUGACAAAACCCAAAUGGAAGGGAGGAGACUCCGAGUCGUCUAACUAGUAACCAGUGAGAUUUGGGGUCUGGUUACAAAUUGGGACCUGAUGUAGGACAGAAUCAA
Messenger RNA from Dromiciops gliroides (monito del monte), 2197 nucleotides. RefSeq names its product cyclin A2 (gene CCNA2). Bases 16 to 1326 code for a protein of 436 amino acids. Gene Ontology annotation, molecular function: cyclin-dependent protein serine/threonine kinase regulator activity. The transcript is spliced from 8 exons. NCBI's taxonomy places the organism in Eukaryota, Metazoa, Chordata, Mammalia, Microbiotheria, Microbiotheriidae. Gene Ontology annotation, cellular component: nucleus; cyclin A2-CDK2 complex; cytoplasm. Gene Ontology annotation, biological process: mitotic cell cycle phase transition; regulation of cyclin-dependent protein serine/threonine kinase activity. The record is from RefSeq and is a predicted model, not a curated record.